UCCACAACAACAAAACAACAACAGAACUCAGCUGUUUGCUAGCUAACUAGCCGGCCUGGUUGUUCAGCGCUGUUCUCGGCAGUUUCCCGUCACUCUGGUUUAGCCGCAGAAGUUUUAGAGCUGCUAAUACGUCUGGCUAUGAAAUGGUUUCUAGAAAACCCUCAGUUAUGUUCUGCAGUUGGGUUUAAUUUUAACUUCCUUUGUCUCCUUUUUGCGGGCUUCUAGCUGAUUAGCUUUACGACUGAGGACGGAAAGGAGGCUGUCUGCUCGCCAUAAAGGCACUGAUGCAACAAUGUUUAUGGCAAAGUCUGACUCCAAAACCAACUGGUGGAGAUUCUGACCCCCACCAAUGACCACGAAUAUUAUUUCUUCACCGUUCAUCAUGUCCCCACGAAAAAGAACCCUCGUCCCGGUAAGCAGCCGGCGGAAAGCAGCGGACGACUACUUCCCCUUCAACUUGCUGCCGGUGGAGUGCCAGCUGCACGUCCUGUCCUUUCUGAACGAGGUGGAUAAGUGUAGCUGCGCCCUGGUUUGCGCAAGCUGGAGCUGCCUCGUCCGCUCGUGGAAGCUGUGGCGGGUGGCCGACUACUCCCGUCGUGUUGGCUUCCACCUCGGUCAGGAGGGGUUGCUCGUUUCCAACCGGGAGUUCGAGAGGUGGAAAUCCUGGGUCCAGCACUACACCUACCACCUCAUCUCCCGCCGGGCCAGCCUGCUCACGCUGAGGGCCAGCUUCGACCUGGGGGAUCGCUGCAACAAGUGGGGCGAGCUGCUGAGCCACCUACUGGACAAUGUCCACUGCAGAGACCUCAGCCACCUCGACCUUAACUGGACUUUUACUCUUUUAGAGCCGCUCGACCUCAGGGUCCACUCCAGCCCCAGUUCCCACCAGGAUAACAUUACCAAAAUGGACAAGGUGACCCGCUUUCAGGAGCUGCUGAGCAAGCUGACCCAGAACUGCCCACGCAUCUCCAAGAUGCGCCUACAUUUUGACUGGUCGGAUUUGUCCGUGUCGCUGCUCACGCAGUUCCAGCAGCUCCGAGUCCUCGAGCUCAAAUACUUCUGGGUCUUUAAAUGCGUGACUCCCUCAACGCUGCAGAUGCUCAUCAAAUCCCUGCCUAACCUCAAGUCUCUGACGUUAAACAUCUUGGUGCCGCUGAGGAACCUCGGCAUCUCCUACACCCUGGAGUCUCAGUCUCUGGAGUUUUUGGACGUGUCUCCGAGCCGAGGCUUGGUCUUCUCCUGCCUUAAGCUGCCAGCCCUGCGUGAACUUCGAGCCAAGAAGAUUGUCCUGCGUGUCACGCUGGACCGCAGGACCAGGACGCGCAUCCAGAGCCGCUGGCCCUGCCUGUACCACGUCCUCCGGGAGGGGACGCCGAGGCUUCAGGCUCUAAACAACGAGAGGCUCCUCCCUACAUGGAGAGAGAAAAGUUACGGAGAGCUGACUGCUAUCCUGGAACAGUCCUGCUACUGUGUUCAGCAUCUAGACAGCUGGCUGUGGUAGUCAUACGCAUGACAUUACAUGAAGUUCUUACAUUUAUCAUUUUAUGGUGAAAUCUAUAAAGGAGCUAAAUAUUGCUUUUACGUCGCAUUUUUUUAUUAUUAUUGUUUAAAAGAACUGAAGACUCAGAAUAACAAACUUGUUGCUGACAGAAGCAGAUAAAAGCUGAGAUUUGAUAGAAAAGUAGUUUCCAAGUCUUUAACAGAAAGCUGCUGUUCCAGUUGGAAACGCUGUCCAAAUCCUGACAAGGCAAUCACCCACAACACAGCUUUCUUAAUUUUGUCCAGUUUUCUCAAAGCUUAAUGUUAAUUAUGUGAUUGAAAAUCUGCUGGAAACAUUUGUAACGCCCACAAGCGGAUAUGCAUACAUUGUAGCUACAACUACACCAUGAGAUGUGUGCAAUGAGGCCCAAUACCAGAAGACAGCGUGUACUGGUGACGAUUAGAGAAUAAAGGCAAAAUGUUUUAGAUUUAUUUAUAAAUUUUAUUCUUAAGAAAUAGAAAUCAAUAUGGGGGGAAAGCUGUCAGCACUAAAUUCAAAGAAAUGAAGGUAAGAAAAUAUUGACUCUGGUAAAGUCUUAAAGUAUGACUGCUUCAUUCUGAAAUUGUUAACUUUUGACUGGGAAAGACACUUUCUCCCUCAUGAAAAUAUUUUAGCUCUAUUCUAUGAACAUUACAUUUGCAGAUCUUACUCUAAAACUAUUCUCUCGCUCCUCAGUAUAAAUACAGAAUAGGCUUGGUUUCAAUCCCAGAAAUAUUGUGGCUCUUCUUAAUAUAUCAAAAUUUAAUUUUACAGCUAAAAAAUUGCAGUUUUUAUUUGUAUUGUGUAUAUGUAUGUAUGUGUGUGUGUGUGUGUGU
This is a messenger RNA of Maylandia zebra (zebra mbuna), 2355 nucleotides long. RefSeq lists its product as uncharacterized. NCBI's taxonomy places the organism in Eukaryota, Metazoa, Chordata, Actinopteri, Cichliformes, Cichlidae. Gene Ontology annotation, molecular function: protein binding. The record is from RefSeq and is a predicted model, not a curated record. Gene Ontology annotation, cellular component: SCF ubiquitin ligase complex. Gene Ontology annotation, biological process: protein polyubiquitination; SCF-dependent proteasomal ubiquitin-dependent protein catabolic process.